Miscanthus lutarioriparius is the source of this 1470-nucleotide messenger RNA. The record is from the annotation of a GenBank genome assembly. NCBI's taxonomy places the organism in Eukaryota, Viridiplantae, Streptophyta, Magnoliopsida, Poales, Poaceae.
AUGAGGUCGUACUACCCGACUGGCUCGCGGAACAUCAGCUCGUCGUGGCGCCAAGACGACCACGCCGCUCCGACGCACGACGGCGCGGAUGGCCAUUCUUCCCAGCAGUUUCCCGCUCCAAGCGUCACGGCAGCCAUUGCGAGCUACCUUGCCUCCCAGCCGACCCAGCAGCCAUCUCCUCCUCGCUGGCACAACUACACGCCGCCGCACCGUGCUGCGCCGGCCGCCCCUUGGCAGUGGGCGUCCAGUACGUUUGCGCCGCCUCCCCCUACCCUCUCAUCACCCUGGACCCCGUGGCCAAACGCGACGGUCGUCGUCCCAGCAGGCGAGACCCCUGGCGACGCCUCGCCCGGCGGGGCCGGGGGUGGGGGCGGGGCGUGUGUGGCGGGCGACGACGACGCGACCGGCUGCCUGCGCUUGGCGAGGCGCGUCGGGCGCAAGGCAGCCGGCGAGGGACGCAACUUCAUGCUCUCGCCGCUGUCGCUCCACGCUGCGCUCGCGCUGGUGGCCGCGGGCGCGAGCGGCGAGACGCAGGCGGAGCUGCUGCGUUUCCUAGGGUCGGCGUCGCUCGACGAGUUGCGGCACGCCGCGGUGACGAGGCUGGUCGCCGCGCUGCGCGGCAUCCCGCAGACGUCCUUCGCGUGCGGCGUCUGGGUGGACCGCCGGUGCGCGCUCCGGGAGGAGUUCGCGGACGUCGCCGGUGCCGUCUACGCCGCCGUCGCGGAAUCCGUGGACUUCGUGUCACAGGCCGAGGAGGCGAGGCAGCGCAUCAACGACUUCGUGAAGGACGCGACGAAAGGGCUCAUCGGCGCCGUCCUCCCUUCCGGCUCCGUCGGCUUGUCCACGGUGGCCGUGCUUGCCAACGCUCUCUACUUCAAGGGACAUGGGCUCAGCCGUUCGACCCGUCAAGAACCUUCGACGCGCCGUUCCAUCUCCCCGACCGCGCCACCGGCCCUCAAGCUGCCCUACAGCUGCAAGAGCGGCCACCAGUGGCACCAGGCCGCGUACUUCUACAUGCUCCUGCUCCUCCCAGACGACGACCACGGCCUCGGAGAUGUCUACGACAAGGUCGUCUCGACGCCGGGGUUCAUCAGGAAGCACACGCCCGUGUGCAAGGUCCCGGUUGGGCGGCUCAUGGUCCCCAAGUUCAAGUUCACGUUCGGGUUCGAGGCGAGCGAGGAGAUGCAGAGGCUGGGUGUCACCAGCCCUUUUGGAGGCGGCGACUUCUCCGGCAUGUUCGCCGGCGGAGGUGGGGCUUCCAUCGCGGGAGUGUACCAUAAGGCCACCGUCGAGGUGGACGAGGAGGGCACCGUGGCAGCCGCGGCCACGGCCGUGUCCAUUUGCUUAAGCCGGAGCGCCAUCCCGCCGGUGGAUUUCGUGGCGGACCGGCCCUUCUUGUUCGCCAUCGUUGAGGAGAGGAGCAGCGCCGUGCUCUUCUUCGGCCAUGUGGUGAAUCCACUGGCGGAGUGA